This is a messenger RNA of Helianthus annuus (common sunflower), 495 nucleotides long. RefSeq lists its product as uncharacterized. The transcript is spliced from 4 exons. The record is from RefSeq and is a predicted model, not a curated record. Bases 1 to 405 code for a protein of 134 amino acids. NCBI's taxonomy places the organism in Eukaryota, Viridiplantae, Streptophyta, Magnoliopsida, Asterales, Asteraceae.
AUGGAUGAAGGUGGCGGUGGUGUUGGUGUGGUUCUCGGCCGAGAGAGAGGGAGAGAGAAGGAGGUGAGUGGUGUUGUGAAGUAUGGCUAUAAAACCGAACCCUUUGAUCACCAUCUCGACACCCUCAUAAAUCUGCACUCCCGACACCCUCCCACACACUCAAACUCUCCGCUCAUUACCACGCCCUUUCGUACCUCUCACACACUCAUCGGAGAUUCUGAGAAGACAAACGGAGAACACGCCGUCGCCGGAGAAGACGACCGGAGGUCCGACGGAAACCUCGACACUCCUUCUGUUUCGGUUAGUCGCUCUCGUUCGUUCUUUUGGAUUUCUCCAAUCUUUACUCGUGCGCUUUUACAAGAAAUCGCAACGCAAUCAAUGUUGAUUGAUCAAGAUUCAAGAUAACAAGCUAGGAUGGCAUUAGAAACCCAUUUUAGCAAUUAAUUAAUGUUUGGAUUUAUGUUUGAAUAUUUGAGACUUUGUACUACUUUUCUA